UUUUAUAAUAUGUCGUUCGUCUAAGUCGAGGCCCAAAAGAAUGCUAUUAAUUGUUAGAAAUACCGUCACCAAGAGUCGAAGGGUUAGGGUGUUAUAUUCCACAAAUUCUGAUGUGAAGCAAGCUUGAAAAUUUGGAUGAUCCAGACUGUUAUAAAACUAAGAUGGAAUCUGCUCAUCAACAGAUUAAAGAAAUCUAUUCUAGAAUAAGAAGUAGAUGUUUUUGUAAUUCCAAGUUGAGUUAUCAAGAUGCUGUGAGAUUACUUCAGAAAAUCUUCGAUAAAGCAAGCCUUCAUACCAGCCAUAACAUUCAAGAUACUGAUACUCGUGAAUUGCUACUCACUUUAAGCCUAAUACGGACUUUGGGAGAGAUAUUCGUUCUUUCUGUAAAAGUCUGUAAAAGUUUAUGGAACAUCAAAGAGGAAUUAAUUCAAUCAAGUAUACCUCAGAAAAUGAUUAUGUUUCUAGAAAGUGAAGAGAAAAUUGUCAAGUUUGCUGCGAAGAAGGCAUUAACCACAUAUUUUUGUCUAUUACCUACCAGUUUGGGCUAUUUAUGUAACAGUUUAGAAUGUCUAAAAAACAGAAUUUUGGAGAAUACUGAUCCAGAACAACUAAGUCUCCUUUGUGAUAUUUUGACACAUUCUUCAAACUCAUACAAUUCAGUAAUGGCUGUAGAUAGUGGUCUCAAGAAAAAUUUUCAUCCUAAUUGGUGUAAAGAAGUCAUAGACGUUCUUACUGAUAGUUGGGAGCAAGAAUUAAAAAGAAAGUGCCUGACUAUAAUAACUGAACACUGGAGUGUUUUGAAAACAAGGUGUCUUCACUCUCUCUCUUCUGAAGAAGGAAGCCAUGAACAACUGCUCAAGACUUUUUUACAACUUUGGCAGUGCACACUACAAAUAUGUAGACAAGACAGAGAUUCUAUGUCAAUUCUGAAACAGUUUUCUUUGGCGUCAGAUGUCAGAAGUCUACUACUACUUAUGACUACUCAGACUACUCCACUUAUCUGCAGAAUGUGUCUUGAUGUUGCAAAUGAGGUUGUUUCCAUGGAGAGCAUUCAAGCUGAUUCUAUCAAGAAUUUAGCUGUGGAAGAAAUUGUUUCAGAAAUGACAACUUGUAAUUGGUUAGAGAAAUUACCACAAGCACCAAAAUUUUGGGGUUUUGGAGGAACAGUGAUCCAACCCACAAGAGAUGGCAGAGAAACUGAACCUGCUGCUGGGUCAACUGUAUUAACACGGAAAGUCAUUAUCUUUGUUUUGAAGUGCUGCUGUUUACUUCUUUACAAAUCCAAAGAAAGAGCUGAACGCCUGUUUAUUUCACUUCAGAAGUGGGCUUUAUUGCAAUGUCAAGAGAUUAUUGCAAGUUCCACAGGAGUAUCAAAUCUUGCUGAAUGGCUGAUUCCUCUGUUUCUAGACCAAGAUGAUCAACUAUUUGAAGCCAUGUUGUUGUCCUUGAAGUUAUAUAUUGAUUGCAAAGGCAAGAGAGUACAACCAUCAACAAAAGAUAAAAAUGAUAUUUUGAAUGCUAUGAACCCCCACAUGGUUUUUCUGAAGUUUGUGGAAACUUUGGGUUAUGACCACAAACCACUGAUUGACUUUUUAACAUCAAAUGAAACAUGUAUGUUGACUUACAUUGUUACUUACUUGAAAGUCAUGAAUCAUGAGUGGGAGUGUUUUGUAUCUGUCUGCCAGGAGGAGGAAACUAGUUGUGAUAGCUCAGAGGACGAGGAAUCUAUUCAAAACUCACCAGAAAACUGUGAUGCCAUAAGAAAUUUGCAUUUUAUUGCUCCUGUAAACCAAGUCCCAGUGUCAUGUUGUAAUAGUAUAUCAACAAGUGUGUUAGAUGAAAAACCGUCCCAGUCAAACCCCAAGACAUUGAUUUUAGAUCUGACUGAGAGCUACAACAUGCAAAGUCAGGGAGUUACUCAAGAAAAUGAGAGAAUUGAAAUACACGGUAGACAUGCAGUGCAUCAUCCCAUAGGGGAAGAUAAAGGUAGUGACAGCACUGGGGGAUCUGGAAACAAGUUAGACUUAAUAUUUGCAGUCCUAAUCAGGCUUCGACUAAGUAUAGAAAGACUUAGUGUAAAAAAUAUAUUUCCUUAUAAUCCAAAACCACUUCUUAAGCUCCUACAGAAAUGUGAAAAUAAAUAUGAAUCUCUAUAAAAGAAAUUGAGUUUUUUCUCAUUUAUUUAUUAUAAUACAAAAUACGAGUCUUUACACAAAAUCAUAACUUUUACAUUAGAUCUUCAUCUCCUAUAUCUGUAGCGCUUGAAGUGAAACCACAGCUGGAAGAUGUUAUUGUGAAACUGGCAUCGAAACCCUCUCUUAUAGGAAUACUCCCAUUCUCUGUUGACAAUUUUGAAUGCAAUAUCCUUAAAAUAAAAAUAAACAUUUUAAUUUUUGUUUCCAAAAAAUCAAGAUAGGUAAGUUAUAUGAAAAUACAAAUCAUAAUUUUGAAACUGUGUAUUUGUAAGCAACAAUUUCAGAACUAUUACCUACUUGGAUGGAUAUGAGUAUAUUUUAGCACAAGGCCGUACUGUGUCUGCCACAUUGAUUAGGUCCUCAAGUUAAUGGGAGACACCAGG
Molecule: messenger RNA, 2578 nt
Organism: Limulus polyphemus (Atlantic horseshoe crab)
Lineage: Eukaryota; Metazoa; Arthropoda; Merostomata; Xiphosura; Limulidae
Gene: lin
Product: protein Lines homolog 1-like
Exons: 9
Coding region: 162-2156 (664 amino acids)
Source: RefSeq, a predicted model, not a curated record